Molecule: messenger RNA, 1713 nt
Organism: Aspergillus vadensis CBS 113365
Lineage: Eukaryota; Fungi; Ascomycota; Eurotiomycetes; Eurotiales; Aspergillaceae
Exons: 5
Coding region: 167-1678 (503 amino acids)
Biological process (GO): reciprocal meiotic recombination
Source: RefSeq, a predicted model, not a curated record
CCAGUCACCUGCUCUAUACUUCCAAGCACCAUGUCAUUUACUUGUCUCCUAGUGCCCCUCAUCAACUCCUUCAUAUCACUCACCAUGGUCUGGCCAUCAUAUAAAUCUUUAUAUAUCACUUUAACAUUAACAUAAAUUGUCCCUCCAUAUCCACAUCAUAGUCCGCAUGAUGCAACGCCUGGCCCAACAUCCCCCUGAUUCAACCGUUCUUACUCGUCUAUCAUUAGCCAAGUUCUCCCAUACAACUACAUCGCUUACCCACAGAGGCCCGCUCAACUGGAGUCAUAUAAUGGGGAACGGAGAUAUGACCGCUAUCUUUGAGAGGCGCACGAUGACAAGCUUCACCCCAGACAGAGUACUAUUGAAGGUCCUCCGUGUCCAUGAAAGCUUGGAAGAGAUUGACCUCACUCACUUCGUUAUCGAAGCUGAGAAUAUAACCCAGUCGAGUCAACACGCAGUAUCCAAGCCAAUAUUCGCAGUGGUCGUGAAGCCACCGUGCCUUGCAGUGAAAUAUCCACGGGGAAAUACGGUCCGCCGAUUUCAAAUCAAGUUCACCUUUGAUUCCGACUACUACACCGCUUUGUCUAUUCUUAGAGAAUUAGGGUGUCCAGUCUCAGAGCCUAGCGUCGGUAACAUGCGCAAAUUGACCUCGUCACAAUGGAACUCGGGCUCGAUCGAAGGGGCAUCUAUGAGCAGAGAACCUCCAUAUAGCUUGAGUAGUAUGCCAGGUCCAUCCGAGCCUGUGGGUGCUUCUAGUCUCCAACGCUCAUCGACCACCGGUGCAUCAGGUUCGUCAUCUAGCGUUACAGCUUGCAACUCAUUACCAUCUACAUCAUGGAGUACUGCUCAAACAAGUGAGACGACCUGUGCUAAGGGGUGCAAAGACCAAGUUUCCCUCGCAACAGCACAUACACCGUUCCAGAACGCCCCAGCAGUCGGCCAGAGUGACGUGACAAGCUCCGACAUAAUCACAUCAAGGCCCUUCACCUCGUCAGCUGCUGAACGUCUUCUCAAACCAGAGAUAGACAUACCACCACGGAGAGUUCUUCCAUGGUCGAGUACUUCCAAGAGAGCCAAUACCAUGACAAAAGCACCACCCACUGUCCCAUACGCGACAGUCACCGGUGGUACCUCAUCGAACAUUGCAACAGAUACAACCAACAAUUCUCAAAUACCUACCAAACCAUCCCCAAUUGCCCAUUCAAACCAAAUGAAAAUGCAAACGCAAACACGAACAGCCACAUCAGGCGAAAGGACUACCAUGCCUCGCCUACGACUACUCCCACCAAAAUUACCCAACGCCGAAAACGGCAGACAAAAGCCUCAGCCAGAGUCAGGACCAAACGUAUCAUCUCACACAGAGCCAUAUAACCACGCUCCGUGCCAAAAAGAAGCCAAUCCGCCAGUUGUUCCAUCGUACUCAGCUAUCAAUAGCAACCUACAAGCCGAGAGAACCGAAGCGAGCAAACUAUCGACAGGGAAGCAAGGAGAGGCGCAACAAGCAAAAAUUGUGGAUGCUCUAACGAUAGCAGAUCUUUCUUCAUAUAUAUCUAACCCCACCGAAGAGCGUAUGGCUAGUUUAGAGACGUGGAUCUGCAAUCAGCUCGAAGACGAUGGGUUCCUCGAGCUUUGUCGGGAUGUAGAAGGUAUAUGGCAGAGGAUUGCGUUCGGGAGAUAACAUGAGGGUUUAAUAAUUAGUAUAUUGUUUUGUUG